Molecule: messenger RNA, 1818 nt
Organism: Guillardia theta CCMP2712
Lineage: Eukaryota; Cryptophyceae; Pyrenomonadales; Geminigeraceae
Exons: 18
Coding region: 1-1818 (605 amino acids)
Molecular function (GO): protein binding
Source: RefSeq, a predicted model, not a curated record
AUGUCCUACCCUCGCAAGCGGCAGCGAAGUGAAUCGCCUGACGCGCAAUGCUCUACCCCGGUGCAUGGAAGCGGAGAAGCCGUUCUCGAUCCCUUGUUUCACAGCCACAGGAGCAAAGAGCUCGUGUCCCUGUGGGAGAGUCGUGAGCUGUGCGAUGUGGAUGUUGUGGUGGAAGGAACAAGAUUCCAGGCGCACCGCGUUGUGCUGGCUGCCGGCAGUCCGCACUUCCGCGCGAUGUUUACCAAGAAUUUCAGUGAGAGCAAAGCGAGAGAAGUCGAACUCCACGAGAUCACAGCCGAAGGGUUUCAGGGAGUCCUUAGCUUCCUCUACUCAGGGGAAGUUUCUUUGCGGGACUCCACAGCCGAGCUGGUUCUGCUCGCAGCGGACAGAUGCGAAGUGCUCGGGCUAGUGAACCUAUGCUGUUCUUUCCUGCUGGAUAGAAUCACGUGGCGCAAUUGUUUGCACUAUUGGUCGUUAGCAGAACAAGUCGUGUGUUUGAAACUGAAACGGAAGGCAAGGUUGGUUGCGCUGAAGCAUUUCGAGGUCGUCUUGACCCUCUUCCUCCAGGAGCUCUACCACACUGGACUUCUGCUGGACCUCGACGCCGCGAAGAUGUCUAGGAUCAUCAAGAGCAAGAAACUACGUGCCUCAAACGAGCAGGUGGUUUUGGAAGGCUUGGUCACAUGGUUGCAGCACGACUUUGAGUCCAGAAGGCAUGUGGCGGAGAGCAUGUUGAGGUGCGAGGAGAAGAAGCACGAGGAGGAGGAGAAAAAGCUUGUUCGACUGCCGAGACUAGCUGAAAACACUCUACGACAACUUUUGAACACUACGUUCUUAAGAGACUGUUCGACUCUAGACGUGUUGAUUGCGGACGUACAGAAAUACCAGACGAUGACAGAGGAGGACCAGCGAAAUUACUCGGAGGUUUGGGCCAGGAAGCGAUGGAACGAGUGCGGAUGGUUGUAUGCUGUAGGAGGUUCAGACGGGCUGUAUCAUCUCGAUAGCGUCGAGCGCUACGAGGCUGUGGAGGAUGUGUGGUACCCGGUGGCCCCGAUGCGCACGGCAAGGAGGAACUGCGGGGUUGGAGUUCUCAACGGCCACUUGUAUGCGGUGGGCGGAAGAAAUGAGAACAAGCAAGUUAUGGAUAACAUCGAGAGAUAUGACUCCAAGGAGGACCGGUGGGAGCGAGUCGAGCACCCGAUGCAGACUGCGAGGUCCCUAGAGAUCCUUCGAGUCCCUUCAAGUCGGGGGGGUGACAAGAGAAACUCGAGCUUGCAAACGGCCGAGUGUUACGAUGCAGAGAGCGGGAAAUGGUCGCCAGUCGCCUCUAUGAGCGAGAGAAGGUAUGGAUGUGGUGCUGGGGUGCUGGAUGGGAAGCUCUACGUUGUCGGGGGAACAGUCGAGAAGAACGGAGACUACUUGGAGACAGUAGAGAGAUACGACAGCGAGACGGACAAGUGGGAGAGUGUGGCUCCUAUGAGCACGUCUCGCUACUGCUGCGGGGUUGCUGUGAUGAAGGGGAAGCUGUACGCGGUGGGAGGAGUCGACAAGAGAUACAACAAACUCUCCAGUGUCGAGAGUUUCGACCCAACGACUGGAGCUUGGUCGCCGGAGCCACCGAUGUUAACAGCUCGAUACAACUGCGGGGUGGAGGAGGCGGCAGGCAACCUCUAUGUGGUGGGAGGAAGAGACGAGAAGAAUCGAGCUCUGUGCACUGUAGAAUGUUUCGACGGGCAGACGCAUCAGUGGAGGACAGUCUCUCAGAUGAGUACGGUGAGGUCGUCCGGCGCUGUUGCCGUGCUGCCGCCGAUGAGAUGA